ACAUUUGGAAAAUAGGAGGGGUACAGGCGAGGGCUGGGAUGCGGAGAGCGAGAGCCUAAGAGCUGUCUGCCAUCACAUGCACACACACCAACCUCUAUUUCGCUCGCUGAUCAAGGGUUGCAGCCUGUCAAAUCAGCCGGGGCGAGCGGCGCUCCCCACGAAUAAUAAGAGACAGGGGAGGAACAUUAGCAAUUUCUCUAUUUCACCGCUAAGACAGAAGGGGAGGGGACCGGGGAGAUACAUUGCUGGUAGUAGGAUACGGUUUUAGAACUGAUUUUAAAAAGAAACAUAUCAAUAUCAACAUAUCAGAAAGAGACUUCAAGCAACAGACGCUGUCCAAUUCUAACAGAGUGGUGAAACCAUGGAGAUGUCAGAGGCAUUGUCACAGCAGGAGAGACUCCAGGCCAUAGCGGAGAAGAGGAAGAGGCAGAUGGAGAUUGAGAACAAGAGGAGGCAGCUGGAAGAUGACCGCCGACAGCUCCAGCACCUCAAGUCAAAGGCAUUGCGGGAACGAUGGCUGCUGGAUGGAGCUCCCUCUGCUGGCCCGGAGGAGGAUGAAGCCACAAAACAGCUUCAGGAAGAUGAAGCCAAGACAAAGGGGUUGGAGGAGAGCAUUCUCAGACUGGAGCAGGAGCUGGAGGAGCUGGAGACAGGUGUGUCAGCGACCUCCACCAAAGAGAACUUGUCAGACGCUGCCAAGGAGGAGGACGCCAAGACAGGAGACAACAAAAAUCCUGCUGGCUCUGUGAAAGUGGCCAAAGUUCACAACAGCCCUCGUCUGGACAAGUCCGGAGGUGCCUCAGAUAUGAUGAAGGCAGUGGUGCACGAGGUUCGCGGGGCUGAUGGCGCCAUAGAGAACGGGGUCCACCUGCUGAGUUCCUCAGAGGUGGAGGAGCUCAUCCACAAAGCCGAUGAGGCCUCCAUGGGCGAGGGAGGGGGCACCCCCAAGGUGGUGGGGAAUGCUGUGGAAGCGGCACAGACCCCCAAGAAGGAGAUCACGGGCAUCGAGGCCAAGGGGGACGGCAGUCCCCAGACGGCGGUGAGCGAGGCGAGCGCAGAGCACCCAGUUACCAUGGUGUUCAUGGGAUACCAGAGCGUGGAGGACGAGGCGGAGACGAAGAAGGUGCUGGGGCUGGAGGGUACGGUGAAGGCGGAGCUGGUGGUCAUCGAGGAUGGCGAGAGCAAAGGCACAGAGGGAGCCAAGGAAGACCAAGCCCCGCCCAAUGGCAGCGCUGCCGACCCAGUCAAAGCCCAGGAAGGGGCAGGGGAGAAGGGCGAGCCAGAGGGCGGAACAGGGGAGCUCAACACCAAGGAGAAACAGCCCUGCAAGUGCUGCUCUGUCAUGUGAGCCUGCCCGCUCACACACACGCACGCACACUCCCGGGAACUUGACUUUCAAUGAAAAAUGACAAAACAACAACAAAAAACUCACCACCACCAACAACAAAAACAACAAAAAUGUUCUGUAUCUUUUGAACAGCUGUUCCCCUCUUUGUUUUCAUUUUUAUUGUAUUUUGUAACCUUCUCUUUCCUUAUUGUUUUUAACUUUUUUAUUAGUUCCCUCUCGAUUUGUUUGCACCUGGAGUUUCCUAUUGUUGCCACUCAAACAGAAGCUGUCAAAGGUGAUCAGUGCCUCUGUAUUCACACUUACCUUUGAGAUUGGAGAACAGAGAGGAAUUUCUGCCCUUUGCCCAUACACUGCUUAAGUUAUUAGUGUUGUCCGACAAUUAUUUUUUUUCAAAUGACAUCUCUUAUACACUGUCAUGGAUUUUAUAGUCUUGUCUUACCGUAUGAAGGACAUAUAUAUCUCUAUGUAUAUCUCUAUAUAAAUUGUGUAUUUUAAAGAUAUAUUUAUUUGUUUUUUUUGUUUUUUUUUUGUUUUUGAAAGACCUCUGGUCGCCACGUGUGCAGAAGCAUGGGGUUAAGUGUGCCGGCUGCCAUGCUGAUGAAUUUUAUUUUUUUCAAAGAAUCAUGAAGCUAACCAGCGGGAACAAAGAAAAUGUAUCAUUUCAGUAAUUGCAUUGAUAUAUUUAUGACUGAUAAUGCUGUGAGAGAAUUCUUUGAGGGUUUUUUUUUUGCUUUCCAGAAAGAAAGAAAAACAAUAAUUGCAUUUCAUACAUGCUGCAGAAGUAUGGGGAAGAUAAAACCCAGUGGGAUGUCAAAGCUGGCAAACUGCUUCUAGUGUCUUAUAAUUGCUACAUGUUGCUUGCUGGACACAAAUUUGACACAAAUAUCAUCAGAAUAGCCAUUGGAGACCUUAAAGGAUCCCAUGUUCUGUGAGUUGAGUGCUUUAAAAAGCUCUCAUGCUGUUUGUACUGUAAAGUCUGCUUAACGUCACAUUUCACGCACACUGUGCUGCGACAACCUUUUGUUUUCUUUCUGGAAGGAAAAAAAUCAGAGUGUUUUCUAUUCAUUCUCCUGCAACCAAAUCGGAAAUAACUGCCCCUCUUAAUAGGUAUAAUCAUGACAGUGGUGGGAUAUCAGGGAUGACUUGAAUGGUCUCUGAUACUGAAGUUUGAGACUGGUGAAAUAAAUGCCGUAGUGUAAGCAGUAAUGUUCAUUGGUUCACUCCAAUCAAAUUCAUUUCUCUGACUCAUGAGGAUCCCUGGCAAAAGUGUUGCUAAGGAUGCCCUUUCUGAUACCUAAUCUGAAGAUUGUGUUGAAAGUACAUAAUCAGCUCUUAUCUGCCCUUAGUCAGAACAGUGAAAGAGUGCUCAUAGGUCAAUGUCAAAUGUACUUUCGUUUGCUAUAAAGCUCAAAGCAGUUUGUUUUAAAUGUGACGAUAAUACCAAAACUGAGUUUGAUGCUCUGAUCCUAUUUAGUGCUAUAGUCAUGUGUGUGGAUGGUGGGAGCAUUUUCUAUCUCAUUUAAAAGGGGAUACAUACUAAAGGAAUGUUGUUUUCAUUUUUAACCCCCCCCCCCCCCCCCCCCCCCCCCACACACACACACACACACACACACACACACACAGUCAAGCCACAGUAUCUAAGUGAAAGUACUUUUUAGUCUCUGCCCAAACUUCCAUACCAGGCUUUCCGUGCCUGUGAUACAGCUAUGCACAUAGGCCUUGGUUCCCUCCUCCAAUAUAAAUGACACCGAAAAGGCCACAGAAUUAACUGCUUGUGCAUCUGUGUUCCCACGGAUUUCAUGUUGUGUAUUUCUAAAUAUGUGAGACCUAAGGCAAAAGCAGGGAUAUGAAACCUCUUCACAUUCCAGGAAGUUGUCAGAAGAGUCUUUUUUUUCCAAAUGGUCAGUUUUGCUCCAGUUUUAAUGUUGCUACUCUUUUUUUUUUGCUUUCUUUUAUUGGGAGGUGAUAGAUGUUUUGCAGUGUGGCUAACUUUUAACAGUUAUGUUUGAUUCACCAUUCUUUUUCUUUUUGCUUGCUGCAUUAUGAGUGCUAGGAGCUUGCAUUUCUUUUUUUUUGGGGGGGGGGGGGGUGCAAAUUAGGAGCAAAAUGUCCAGCUGAGCUGAAAGGUCAUGAACUUAUUGUCCUCUGUGUUUUCUAAGUGGUGAGAUGAGUCAGUUGGCUGAGUUGGUUGGGCUUGUCAAGCAAAACUGUUUCUGGGAUGACAAGCUCUGAUGUACAUGAAGGCCCGUGUGUUACCUAUAUUUGAAAUAAACGUUUUGUUUGCAAAGUCGGCUGAAUAGUGGAUGGUCUUGGUUGGCAUUUUAAAUUUCUAAACAGUUUAAAUUUACUGCAAUCAUUGACCUGUAAUUUAUCUCAGCCUCCCAUGGGCUUUUCCCAUACAUAUACUGUACCUGUAUGUAUAUGUGUGUAUGAAUGAGGCUCACCUUUGUAAGACCAUCAUCUGACAUCAGAAGUGCAUGGUGAAAAUGUAACAAUACCCCCAUACGUAAACAUUUGUCAUCAAAGUUAAGUCUGAAGUGUAUUAUAAAUACAUGCACACAUAUUUAUAUAUUUCUUUGUAUCACCCCCCAAACAUUUGGCUUACUCCUCACUGAGUCUAUAGAUAAACAUGAUAAAUGAUUUUUUUACUGAUAUUUUUUUACCGCUAUGCUUUUAAAUCAGGUGAAGUGGUGAGGAGAUGCUUGAUGUGCAUUUAUCGGACACAAAACGUGAGAUGCCUUUGGUAUGUUAAGAAUCACCACUGACAGUGUAAAAGGGAGAGGCCUCUAUUAAAAAAAAUGUGUGGAAAUGUAUGUGGAUGUGCAUGUUGUGCUACACUAUCAGUCUGAGGUGUUGAUCUCGUGUGUAGGGAAGGUAUGCCUUCAGUCUCCACUCAGGCAGCUUUGCUGACUGCUCAGUUCUUACCAAGUAAUGUUCCCACAUUUUUGUACCCUCACCUAUGCAAGAACUUCCAAGCAUGCACGCUUACUCUUCAUUUUGUCACUGGCGAUAACCUGUCCUUUAAUUUGCAUCUGUCAGUACAAAAAACACACAAUUCAUGUAAAUUGACCUCAGUGUUGGGUCCCUCUGAAAAUCCCUAAUAAUAUAUUGCUUUUAUUAUGGAGAUGUUUUUUUUUUUUGUAAUGCUUGACAAACAUACCAUGUUUUCCAUGCUGUACGUAAAAAUGUGUCACUAAAAUGAUUUUCUCUGAACUGUCAUUUCAAAUAAAACUAACAGUACUGUAUACAUGUUAUCAUACACAAGUGGAAUCCAACCAACAUCGGCUGAUUUUCUAGAAUGUGUCUGCACUGACAUGACGUGUAUUCAAGUUUUUCUGAAGUGGUGGUUAGCACUGGUGGGCUUGUGUUGGCUUCAUGUGAUGAGUGUUGGCUUUACGUCAAUUCCAGCGCUAAGAAGUUGGAAGACACAGAGCCUUUUUGAAUGUAUGUGGGUAGAACAUGUAUUCUGCAGAGAGCGUAGAACUGUGGGAUUUGUAUCUUUCAAAGUACUUUACUCAUUGUCUCCUUGCGGUGCUAAUUGGUGGAGAUCCUCACAGCUGGCCUUGGUCUGGAAUUGGAAUCUUGUGUUUACAGCUCUGCUGUGUCCUCUCCCAGAAACUCAGAUCUGCAUAAUCUUGUUUGUGUGGCUUCUGCCAUCCAGUGGAACCCAGCCAAUACCAUUAACUAAGCCUGGGGAACAAGCUGAGGUACAGAGAUCUGGACAGAAGUUUUGUUUAACAUAUUUUGCUAAAUCAAAAGAAAGAAAAUAAUUCUAAUGAAAAUUUGGAAUUUUGACCUUGCGAAGAAAAGAAAAAAAUGGAUAUACAAAUGAAUGGAGUGAUUCCAAAAAGCAGUGCCCUUUUUUAUCCGGGCUGAGCUUGCAGCGAGGUGUGAAAGGGUGUAAUUCUGGCAGUUGGACCCUCAUCCCAGAUCCCAAUGACACGAACAGGAGCACACCUCCUUCAUCCUAACAGGGGGGAUGAACACAAAGCCAUACCCAAUGUGGUCAGUUUUAACCAGCUGCCGCAUUGGAGCUCCCGGUGAACACCUCCUGGCUGCGAUUGCAUACCCAGGGGCAGAAAAAAAGAAGGUAACGGUGACAGCUGUGACCUUGGCAAAGCAGAUGUUUUGAAUUGACAUAUUAGCGAGACAUCCUGUUGAUCGGGUGGAGGAGCUCCCCCAUCAGUGCUGGGCUUGGUGUAGCUGUGGUGGAGUUGGCCUGACCGUCACUCUCGUAUUCGCGGGCACCCAUUGCACUGUCAUCGCCAUAGUUACCUCAGACCUCUUGCUCUGCAGCGCCCCCUGCCGCCACUCUAUACUAACAUUCCAGUUCUGAUGUGUGUUACACACCCCCAAUGCCUUGUGGCCGGGUCCAGGCCAGGCCUCUUUUGUAAAUGUGCAUGCUUUUUAUAAGUAUAUAAAUAUAUAUCUAUACAAAAUAACUGUCCUUGUGAAGAAAUGUCUCCCUUCUCAUGCUGUAGUGGAGUCCUCCAUUUCUCCCCUCUUCCAAUCACAGCGCGUGGCACGGUUGGGAAAUGGUGUGGUGCCACUGCUGCUGGCUCUAUUGCUUUGUAAGUUGUGAGAGUUUUCUUUCUUCUGACUGGAAAGUGAUGUAGAAAGUGUUAGAGAUGAAAAAUAAAAAUGUGA
Messenger RNA from Megalops cyprinoides (Indo-Pacific tarpon), 5995 nucleotides. It is a transcript of the gene palm1a, whose product is annotated as paralemmin 1a. The coding region runs from base 362 to 1348 and encodes 328 amino acids. Gene Ontology annotation, biological process: regulation of cell shape. The transcript is spliced from 8 exons. The record is from RefSeq and is a predicted model, not a curated record. Lineage: Eukaryota; Metazoa; Chordata; Actinopteri; Elopiformes; Megalopidae. Gene Ontology annotation, cellular component: membrane.